CCCUAACCAAACACUCAGUCUUCAUUCAGUGGCUUAAAGUAGACAAGUAUGUAUCUGUAAGACUUCGUGUGACUCAGAGAUAUGAACAAAUGUCAACUAGGGUAUAAAAGCAAACAGCACUUCCAGGUAGAGCUGAUUAGCUUGGAAUACGUAGAAACAUGAGGUGGGACUGUGUGCCGUAAACAGAAACAGACCGCCUCAUACAGGUAGGUGUUAAAUAUUUAUAUGAAAAUAAAUCAGCCCUAAUAAUCAAUCUUGAGGUGAGUGGAAAUAGUAAAUGUUCUGAAUAAUACCAAAGUACUGUCUGCAUUUAGGUAAAAUUCCUCACCAAUUAGUGGCAAAUACAUUGUUUUUGUGUUUUAAAGGGUAAAAGAUAUCAAAAGAAAACUCUUGAUUAUUGAAAGUAGCCACCAACUAACUGAAAAAUAAAGUUUUAAAAAAUGUUGCCUCCCCAUUUUAGUUUUUUUUUUUUUUUUUUUUUAAACAUACAGUUACUGAGGGAAACUGUUAAACAACCAGUAAGUGUGACUUUACUGUGAGAGUUGGAGUUUGUUGUUGGAUCCCAGCGUAGUCAGCAGGAGGAACCCGCCGCCGUUCCCAGCCCUGGAAACGUCUGUCCCCCCUCAGGCCUGAACACAAGCAGCAAAACUUAAAGCCGCAGUCGUGCGAUAAAGAUAAGACACUUUAUUGACUAAAAGUCUGCUGCUCAAAACCUUCAAUUUUCUUCAGAUGCGUAUUUGAGGAAAUACUGCAAGAAAUAUAGUAAAUAUUUUAAUUUAACUACUAUUUUUCUCGCUGAGGAAAGAGUGAGUGCAUUCUUCACCCGGCGUAGUUAAACUAACUCCUGCUAUCCAUCCACCGGUCUGUAGCAUCGCUCUGAGGAGGAUGGCUCCCCUUCUCACUUUAAUGUUUGAGAUGUUUCUUGCAUCAUCUUAUGUUAUCUUAAAGCUUCUCCUAUUAAAUCUGGACUUUGACUAGGCCAGAGCUUUCUAUUUCUUAACUUCAGCCCAUCUUUGGAGUUCACCUUCAUGUUUUUUACUGCUAGUCUAAUAAUAAUAAUAACAAUAAAAACAACCUCUGAUACAUGAUAGAAUGCUUGAUGGGUUCUAUGAUCUUUCCCAAACCAUGACACUUCCACUUCCGUGCUUUAUAGCUGCUGUGAGGUUCUUUUCUUUUCAAGCAUGUCCUCUUUUCUUGCGUCCUAAUGACUUUAAUCCCAUCUUUCCGAAGAACAUCAUUCCAGAUGUUCUGGUCUUUCUCUGCUCUCUCAACACUGGUCACUGGUGAGCCUUUUGUGCCUGGUUCUGUCCCAGUCAGGCCAGUCAUUCUGGUUGCUUAACUGGUUUUUCUCAGUGAGACAAUCUGUAUGUUUAAAAUGUUGCUUCAGACAUAAAUGCUAAAUAUCAGGAAAGCAUUUGCUAAAUGCUCUUGUUAAAUGCAGCUUCCUCUCUCGACCAAUCGCUCGCAGCCGUUUUAGCGAAACAUAUCUAAUAACGUUCUUUUCCCUCCCCAGCUUCGUAUUUGGUUGGAUUUUUAUCACAGAAGCUUAUGUUUUGUAUUUCAGACCAUUUCCCUCUUGAACAUUUACCUUCAUAACCUUCAAAACUGCCCAGUCCGCUGAUGGUUUCCACUGUGCCGUGAGCGAUGUGGAAAUGCAGGAACAUUACGACGAGUUCUUUGAGGAGGUGUUCACAGAGAUGGAGGAGAAGUAUGGAGAGGUGGAGGAGAUGAAUGUCUGUGAUAACCUCGGUGACCACCUUGUCGGCAAUGUCUAUGUGAAGUUUCGUCGUGAGGAGGACGCAGAGAAAGCGGUCAUGGACCUGAACAACCGGUGGUUCAACGCCCAGCCCAUCCACGCAGAGCUGUCCCCGGUUACCGACUUCAGAGAAGCCUGCUGCCGCCAGUACGAAAUGGGGGAAUGUACCCGAGGAGGAUUCUGCAACUUCAUGCAUCUCAAGCCCAUCUCACGGGAACUCCGUAGGGAGCUCUACGGCCGCCGCAGGAAAAAGCACCGCUCUCGUUCCCGCUCCCGAGAACGGCGCUCCCGCUCCAAGGAUCGACGGCGGGGUGAUCGCGAGAGGCGGAAGUCCAGGGACCGGGAGCGGUCCGGGAGGUUCUGAAAGAGGCCGAGACUGAUGCAUUCAAUCCCCUACUUCCUAACCCCAGCAAUGUUUUGUUUUUGUUUUUCUUUUUGUUUCGGUGAAUUGUUGAAACUGUUAUUUUUCUUUUACUCACUUUUUUUAAAAGACAAGCUCGUGUCGCU
Poecilia latipinna (sailfin molly) is the source of this 2263-nucleotide messenger RNA. RefSeq names its product splicing factor U2AF 35 kDa subunit. Bases 1653 to 2120 code for a protein of 155 amino acids. The transcript has 6 exons. Lineage: Eukaryota; Metazoa; Chordata; Actinopteri; Cyprinodontiformes; Poeciliidae. The record is from RefSeq and is a predicted model, not a curated record. Gene Ontology annotation, cellular component: U2AF complex. Gene Ontology annotation, biological process: mRNA splicing, via spliceosome. Gene Ontology annotation, molecular function: metal ion binding; RNA binding.